Molecule: messenger RNA, 495 nt
Organism: Penicillium hordei
Lineage: Eukaryota; Fungi; Ascomycota; Eurotiomycetes; Eurotiales; Aspergillaceae
Exons: 1
Coding region: 1-495 (164 amino acids)
Source: RefSeq, a predicted model, not a curated record
AUGCCCUUGAAUAAAUACCCAGACAACGAAGAAGUCGACAAGAUGAACUACGAGAAGCGAUUCCUCAUAGCAUGCACCUGCUUCAAGUCCUGUCUCUACGAGGAGCUUCGAUUCCUGAGUCUUGGAGAUGGUCUCCGCUCCGAGAUCAUUCCAACCCUCCACAAGUUGGUGAAGCUGCUGAAUGCUAUCUUCCUUCUGGGCGAGGAGAUGGCACGCACAUGCCCGGAUUGUCGCACUGUCCAUAACAGGCCUACGGACCACUUCUUGGCCCAAUUCGAGCGUCUGUGUAAUAACCGCAUUAUGGUUCCUUUAACGCAGGCUAUUGCUGACCUUGAGGCGGAUGAGUUGUUGCCAGAGCCGAAGGCGAGCGUCGACUUUUAUGUGUCUUCGGAUUUGGAUGAUUGUCGUGCGGAUGCUAGUGUCUUGCUCUCUAGUGACAAGCUGCCUCGGGAUGUGACUAACGGCGUUCAGUUUCAGAGCGCUUCUCGCCCGUGA